Messenger RNA from Zootoca vivipara (common lizard), 3458 nucleotides. The record is from RefSeq and is a predicted model, not a curated record. Lineage: Eukaryota; Metazoa; Chordata; Lepidosauria; Squamata; Lacertidae.
CGGUCUGCGCGGUGCAGGCUCCGCAGUGUGGGGAGCCAGAACACAGCGGGCCCCGCGUCCUGCCAGCUGGAGCCCAUCAAGGUCGUCUCCUCGGAGCGCCUGUCUGCUGCCCGGCCAGCGGCCAAGGAAGCGUAUGGCGCCCAGCAGCCCCCUGUCCGCCCUGCUGCUGCUGCUGCUCCCCCCGCCAGGCCUGGCCGAGCCCGAGACCACCAUCGACGGGCGGGCGCUGUCAUUCAGCAACCUGCAGGAGGCUGAGAGCCGGGCCUUCACCUGCCUUUCCGCGGCGCCCAGCCUGGCCUGGUACCUCAACGGCGAGCGGCAGGAGUCCAGCGGUUCCGGUAGGUUCCUGGCCACAGGCGACGGCGGCAGUGGCAGUGGCAACGGUGUCGCCUUCGAGGAGAGCAGCAGCAGCACCUUCGUGGUGACAGCGCGGCGCCUGGAUCGCCAGCUCAACUGCUCCGCCACCGAUCCGGCCACAGGCCACGUCUCCAACGCCUCGGUGCUCCUCAACGUGCAGUUUAAACCAGAAAUCGUGAAGAUGGAUGCCCACUAUGAAGAGGCAAGGGAGCCAGGACUCCUCCUGGUGCUCUUUGUGUUGGUCCAAGCCAAUCCCCCUGCCAACAUCACUUGGGUGGACCAGGAUGGGCAGGUGAUGGUGAACACCUCCAACUUCCUCAUUGUGGACACCAAAACCUACCCCUGGCUCACCAACCACACCGUGCAAGUGCAGCUCAGCAGCCGGGCCCAGAACUUCUCCUUCAGCGCCUCCAAUGAUGUGGCCAUCAUCAACUCCUCUAUUCCGCUGCCCGGUUUCCUGGACACCCGCAUUGAGCUCUCCCUUCUGGUGCUUGUGGUGGGUUGUGUGGCGGCCCUGGCGACUGUCCUAGGCCUUGGUGGUCUCAUCAGCUGUGCCAUCUACCGGCAGGGCAAGAAGGCGGCAGGACUUGCCCCACCAGCGCCGCUGCCUCAGAGUGACUCCAACAAUCUGAGACCAAGGCCAGCACGGCUUCCCCGGGCAAAUAUGUCCCUCCCUUCCAACCUACAGCUCAAUGACCUCACCUCCGAGACCAAAGCCAAGGUCAGGAUGGAAGGAGCUGCAAUGGAACAGGAGGAAGAGGCCCACUCUGAGCCAGAGAACAACUUCACCCUUGUAGAAAGAGGUAAGAGGCGAGGGCUGGGAGGUGGCUGCUCUCUACAGCUAGGGGUUCAGUUUGCCCUCUUUACUGAAAGCCAGUUUUGUUUUAAUGAGGCACGUUUGAGCUAAGGGAAGCUGCACCAGAUAUUGGGCAGAUGCCUUACCCACCCCAGAGCUGCUUUCAUCUGGGGAGGUAUCUGAAGAGCUGGGUCAGACAAAAGAGACGACCAUUUUAAAAAUUAUGUUUUGACUUAACUAGGAAAGAGAUCUUUACUGCAUGGUGACUAGAAAAUGAAAAUGGCAAAUUCCCUGAAAGGUUAUUAGGAAAGGAAUUGAAAUCAAAACAGCCAGCAUUAUAGCAUCCCUAUAUACAAAUCCAUAAAUACAUAAAAAUAGAGCAUCCAUUUCUGCACACUUCAUCUCAGAGAAGGUAAUUGAGGAGCUGGAAAAUGUUCAGAAGGUUAUUGAGGGAUGGAGUAGCUCUCUUAUGACAAAAAAGUACAAAGUCAGGGGCUUUUUAGUCAAGAAGAUGGUGGGGGUUCAUACGAGGUGUACACAAGUAUGCCUGUUAUGACAAAAGUGGUGGGGUUAUUCAUAACACAAUAGCCAAUGAAUCUGAUUAGUGGGAGCUUCAGGAUAGAGGUAACGGCAAUUUUCAUACAACACAUAAUGAAUUAUCAAUUUAAAAUGUUUCCCUACCUAUGAGUUGUGAAGUCUGCAAGUGAGUCUCAGGUUUUAUAAGCAAACACAAAAUAACCAUUGCUGGUAAUCCCUAACCAGUAUGAAUAGCUCUUACAGCUUUUCUGAUUCUUGAUGUUUUAUAGUCCUGUGUUAACACUUCUAACAUCGGAAAGACUCGAGUCUUUCAUUUUUAACACUUGGGAACCACUCUGGUGGCAAAGAAGACUUUUAAGGCCCAAAAUUCAUGUGACAUAAAUCAAGGGUUCUCCAUACCACAUCAAUUUAGACUUGCACUGUGGGAUCAACUGCUUUAAAAAGAUGGCAAGUUUCUGAAGUCUUAUCAGUGGCAAUUACUUGGAAUAGCUCGAUGGAACUUUGGAGUUCAGAAGCCGCAUAUACCUCCAUAGACCAGGGUUUGGGCCAAACAAUGACAGCUGUAGCCUUCCUCCCCUGUUGGACAGGGCGACCUUUUUGGCUGGAUUAUGCUCAUAGGGAGGGCCCUGAACCACCAGUUUUGAGUCCUGCAAAUGCUGUUUGGCUCUCCACACACUCUGGCUUACAAGACACUGCCUACACCCAUUCAGAUAUACAUACUCAGCUCUUUCUUAACAAAAAGACAAAAGAAGCUGAAAUCUGGCCUCUGAAACAAUACAUGCUGGGGUUGCAUAUCUGUCAGUAGCCCAAUUCAGUUUCUCUGGCCCUGCAGGUUUUGGCCGAUAUCCUAUGGUUGGAUACAUCUACAGAGCUUCCAGCAUGAGCAGUGACGAGAUCUGGCUGUGAGGGCUGUUGCUGCACCCGCCAGCAGGCACAAAGAGCAGCAGCGGAAGUCCUGAGGAGGCGGACUUCCAAGGCAGCUUGAACUGCAGGGAUGGGGUAUUGCACCUCUAGAGCAAGAUCCCAUGUGUGAGGCCCCAGUGCCUGAAAGGAUAUUGACUGUGGUCCAAGGAAGACCUGCAGCUGCCAAGGGCUGCCCACACCCCACCCCACCCCAAGCUGCAGUACAUCUCUAGACCCACCAAGUGACUCGUGUUCCCCUGAAGAACGUCCCUCCCACAAGAGCCAUUGGUUGGCCCACUCCUCCUUCCUCUUCCCAACCUCAGGGAUGGCUCAAUCUGCAUGUGAUGGCUCUUCCUUGGCAUGAAGGGGGCCAGCCAGGCUACUAGGAGACUGGCAAGCCCCGGCACUGCUGCUGCUGCUGCUGCCAACUGAGCUAAAGCAUGCUGCUUUGUAGCUUCUGCACUUUACAAAUAAAUGGCUGUGAUCAAAGUGCCAUGCCUGUCCUUCUCCUUCAGAAAGAGAAAGCCAAUGGAGGGAACAAAAGCCUAAGCCCAGGCAAGAGCCAGGGCUCAGAAGGAAAUAAACAUUGUGUCUGCUCACCACUAACAGAUUUGGCAGCGCUCAGUGGGCUGAGCUGGCCAGUGUCUGAGGUGGUAAAUGACAGUUUAAGGGAGGAAAAGGCUCCUUGCUCAUUCAAGACUUUUUGCAUUUGGAUUCCGAACUCUUUAUAUGGGCAGCCCCUGAACAAUACAACAGGGGAAUAAAUCUGGAGCUUGUCCUGCACAUAAGUAGAGUCUAAGAACCCCAAAUAGCCACAGUACGCUGAAAUUGUUCUGAGUCCAUCCACAACUCAGACUGCAGCCCC